CCAUACGCGAAACGAAAACCCUACACAACCAAACGCCCCAACCUUCACUACAAACAUCAAUCCGAACCAAAAGAAACAAGAAACCAGGCUAAAAACAUAAGAAAAUGGUCCGCCGCAUCGCCCAAAUCGUCCACCUCAAGCCCUCCGCCGUCGAAGCCUACAAGAAAUGCCAUGCAGCAGUCUGGCCCGAAGUCCUCCAACAGAUCCAAGACUGCAACAUUACGGAUUACUCGAUAUUCUUCGAUAAUGAUCGGACGAUUUGUGCUACAUUCAAGUGGGUUGGGAGUGAUUGGGGGGGCGAUAUGAAGCGGAUGAGCGAGAAUCCGAAAGUGAGGGAGUGGUGGGCUAUGACGGAUAGGAUGCAGGACAGUCCUAUCCCCGGUGCUGUGAGCAGUGCAGAAGGCCCCGGGUGGUGGAAGGUAUUGGAUGAGGUGUUCCACACGGAUUGA
Aspergillus glaucus CBS 516.65 is the source of this 449-nucleotide messenger RNA. Its product is annotated as L-rhamnose mutarotase. The record is from RefSeq and is a predicted model, not a curated record. Gene Ontology annotation, molecular function: racemase and epimerase activity, acting on carbohydrates and derivatives. Lineage: Eukaryota; Fungi; Ascomycota; Eurotiomycetes; Eurotiales; Aspergillaceae. The transcript is spliced from 3 exons. Bases 105 to 449 code for a protein of 114 amino acids.